AUGUUACAAGAGGGGCACGACAGCAAGAUUGGAGGACACUCCGUCUAUCGGAAAACUUACAAACGCAUCUCCGAAAAUGUCUAUUGGGAAGGGAUGAUAGCUGAUAUUCAACGUUAUGUUUGGGAAGACAUAGUCAUGGAUUUCAUCGAAGGGCUUCCGAAAUUGGGCAACAUGGACACAAUCUUGGUAGUAGUGGACAGAUUAAGCAAAUAUGGGCAUUUCAUAGGGCUUAAACACCCUUUUAAGGCGGCAAGUGUGGCUGGAAUUUUUAUUAAAGAGGUGGUGCGUCUACAUGGAGUACCCCGCUCUAUAGUGUCGGAUAGAGACAAGAUUUUUGUUUUAUAUGGGCGCGAACCUCCUGCUCUGCUAAGGUUUGAAAAAGGAUCCACCCUAGUUUCAGUAAUAGAACAACAACUCCUUGAAAGGGAUCGGGUUCUAGAGGAAUUGAAAGUGCAGUUACUACAAGCCCAGACGAAGAUGAAGAGCAUAGCUGACCGCAAGAGAAGGAAUGUUCACUUUAAUGUUGGAGAUCAUAGGAUUGGCAAGGUUGCUUAUAAGCUAAUUCUUCCUCCAACAUGUAACAUUCAUCCCGUAUUUCAUGUAUCCAAGCUACGCAAGGCAGAAGGAGCAGUGCAUGCUGUGAAAGAAGUACCCAGCCAAUUAAGUGAGGAGUUGGAGAUGUUGGCUGAACCAGAGACAUUACUUGGUAUGCGACCUGGCUUAGGUAGCAAUAUUCGAGGCUUGGAUGUUUUAAUACAAUGGAAGGGGCUACCCCCACUUGAAGCUACUUGGGAGUCUUACGACAUGAUUAAGCAACAGUUUCUUUCCUUUCACCUUGAGGACAAGGUGAAACUUAUGGGAGGAGGUAAUGAUAGACCCUCAAUCCACACAACAUACCAAAGGCACAAGCAAGGAUCAAGGGGAAUUGACACAAUUGCAGGAACAAUUACAUAA
Olea europaea var. sylvestris is the source of this 954-nucleotide messenger RNA. RefSeq lists its product as uncharacterized. Gene Ontology annotation, molecular function: nucleic acid binding. The record is from RefSeq and is a predicted model, not a curated record. The coding region runs from base 1 to 954 and encodes 317 amino acids. Lineage: Eukaryota; Viridiplantae; Streptophyta; Magnoliopsida; Lamiales; Oleaceae. The transcript is spliced from 4 exons.